GCGAGGAGGGAAACGUGUCACCCAGCGGUCUAGAUCCUUUCAAGUAACACAAGUACUCUUCUGCACUAAGUUGUGUAAGGAAUCGUGUUUCUUUUUGCGUGUUUUGUGGCUGAAGUAAGCCGGGGAAGUGACAUAGUUGGUAGAAGAAGUAAUAUCUAUCAACGCGGGAGGCAGUCUUUAUUUUUUUCCUGUUCUUCGAUACUCAAGGCAGGCAACAUGGAGGACGUAGAGACCUUCGCCUUCCAGGCGGAGAUCGCCCAGCUUAUGUCCCUCAUCAUCAACACUUUCUACAGUAACAAAGAAAUCUUUCUGCGAGAGUUGAUCUCCAACAGCUCUGAUGCCCUGGACAAGAUCCGAUACGAGUCCCUCACUGACCCCUCAAAGCUGGAGAGUGGCAAGGAGCUUUACAUCAAGCUCAUCCCAGACAAGAAUGAACGUUCUCUCACCAUCAUUGAUACCGGUGUUGGCAUGACGAAGGCUGACCUAGUAAACAACUUGGGUACCAUCGCUAAGUCUGGCACCAAGGCUUUUAUGGAGGCACUGCAGGCCGGUGCCGACAUCUCCAUGAUUGGUCAGUUCGGCGUGGGCUUCUACUCGGCUUAUCUUGUGGCUGACAGGGUGGUGGUCACCUCCAAACACAGCGAUGACGAGCAGUACACAUGGGAGUCUGCGGCAGGUGGCUCUUUCACCAUCAGGCCAAACAAAGACGAACCACUGCAGCGAGGCACCAAGAUCACUCUUUAUCUGAAGGAGGAUCAGAUAGAGUACUUAGAGGAGCGUCGCAUUAAGGAGGUGGUUAAGAAGCACUCACAGUUCAUUGGCUACCCCAUCAAGCUUAUGGUGGAGAAGGAGAGGGACAAGCAAGUUCCCGAUGAUGAUGAAGAAGACAAGGAAGGGGAGGAGAAGAAAGAGGAUGAACAAACUGACGUGCCCAAGGUAGAGGACGUGGGUGCUGACGAAGACGCAGACAAGGAUACCGUGAAGGCCAAGAAGUUCAAGACUGUGAAGGAGAAGUACAUUGAUGACGAGGAGCUAAACAAGACCAAACCCCUCUGGACCCGCAACCCUGACGACAUCUCCCAGGAGGAGUACGGUGAAUUCUAUCGCUCCCUCAGCAACGACUGGGAGGACCACCUCGCUAUAAAGCACUUCAGCGUUGAGGGACAGCUGGAGUUCAGGGCACUUCUGUUUGUGCCUCGCCGUGCGCCAUUUGAUCUCUUUGAGAACCGUAAACAGAAGAACAAGAUCAAGCUGUACGUGCGUCGUGUAUUCAUUAUGGACAAUUGCGAAGAGCUGAUUCCCGAGUACCUGAAUUUCGUCACUGGUGUUGUAGAUUCUGAGGAUCUUCCUCUCAACAUCUCCCGAGAAAUGUUGCAGCAAAACAAGAUCCUCAAGGUUAUCCGUAAGAAUUUGGUCAAGAAGGCCAUGGAGCUUUUUGAGGAGCUGGUGGAGGACAAGGAAUCUUUUAAGAAAUUCUACGACAACUUCUCCAAGAACAUCAAGCUGGGCAUCCACGAGGACUCCACUAACCGCAAGAAGCUGGCCGAGUUACUGCGUUUCUACACCUCUGCUUCAGGGGACGAAAUGUCAUCGCUUAAAGAUUACGUGUCUCGUAUGAAGGAGAACCAGAAACAGAUCUAUUACAUCACUGGUGAGAAUCGCGAUGCUGUGGCCAACUCUGCCUUCGUGGAGCGUGUGAAAAAGGGAGGCUUCGAGGUGGUGUACAUGAUCGAUCCCAUCGAUGAGUAUUGCAUCCAGCAGUUGAAGGAAUACGACGGCAAGCAGCUGGUGUCCGUCACCAAGGAGGGUCUGGAACUCCCUGAGGAUGAGGACGAGAAGAAGAAACUGGAGGAACAGAAGACCAAGUUCGAGAACUUGUGCAAGAUUGUCAAGGACAUCCUAGACAAGCGUGUUGAGAAGGUGGUGGUGAGCAACAGGCUGGUGACCUCACCAUGCUGCAUCGUCACCUCCCAGUACGGCUGGACUGCCAACAUGGAGCGCAUCAUGAAGGCGCAGGCUCUCAGGGACACCUCCACCAUGGGAUACAUGAGUGCCAAGAAACACUUCGAACUCAAUCCUGACCACAGCAUCAUUGAGACUCUCCGCCAGAAGGCCGAUGCUGACAAGAAUGACAAGUCUGUCAAGGAUCUCGUCAUGCUGCUCUACGAGACAGCUCUGCUGGCCUCAGGCUUCAACCUGGAGGACCCUGGUGUGCAUGCCUCCCGCAUCUACCGCAUGAUCAGCCUUGGCUUAGGAAUUGACGACGAUGACCUGACAGCCAUCCCUGAUGACACCACCAACCCAAUGGACGACCUGCCACCGCUGGAAGGUGAUGACGAAGACGCCUCACGCAUGGAGGAGGUGGACUAGACUGUCCUUGGUCUGCAUAGUAAGGUCAUCCGGCUAGCAGGUGGGAAGAAAUGGCAUUGGUCAGGCUCCUUACUAAAUGAUGCCAUACUCAGAUGAACAUCACUGUUGGCCUCCUGACUUAACCAUAUCGAGUUUAGAGACCAUGGAACUCUUCACUUUCUUUAUCCUUCCGUCUCUUCGCCUUCGCCUCUCAGCACCAUUCCUGCCACUGCGUGUGGACGCCGUUUGGCUGUUCAUCAUGACACACCAUCCACGAACGCUUCAUUGCUCUCGUGCAAGUACGUAAGCGCAAACACACACACACACACACACACACACACACACACACACACGAUGUCCCUGACCAAGGUUCUUGGGUCGGUGUGGCCUGGCAAACAGCGGCAACCUGUCUGGGUGUCAAAGUCACGUCAUAAUACAAAAUAUGUAUAGUUUAUUUUAUACGUAAGAUUUGUAUAAAAUAUAUAAUAUACCACA
Messenger RNA from Portunus trituberculatus (swimming crab), 2844 nucleotides. RefSeq names its product heat shock protein HSP 90-alpha-like. Gene Ontology annotation, biological process: cellular response to heat; protein folding; protein stabilization. The record is from RefSeq and is a predicted model, not a curated record. The transcript is spliced from 5 exons. Gene Ontology annotation, molecular function: ATP binding; ATP hydrolysis activity; ATP-dependent protein folding chaperone. The coding region runs from base 217 to 2370 and encodes 717 amino acids. NCBI's taxonomy places the organism in Eukaryota, Metazoa, Arthropoda, Malacostraca, Decapoda, Portunidae. Gene Ontology annotation, cellular component: protein-containing complex; plasma membrane; perinuclear region of cytoplasm.